Molecule: messenger RNA, 1368 nt
Organism: Labeo rohita (rohu)
Lineage: Eukaryota; Metazoa; Chordata; Actinopteri; Cypriniformes; Cyprinidae
Product: alpha-tectorin-like
Exons: 10
Coding region: 47-1033 (328 amino acids)
Biological process (GO): cell-matrix adhesion
Source: RefSeq, a predicted model, not a curated record
AUCUUUUCAAGUUGUUUUAGUCUCUGGUGGUUCUCUGUCUUUUGUCAUGAUGAACUAUGGAAACAUCUCCUCUACGGAUCAUCGGUUUCAGGCUGGCUAUGGCACAAUAAACUCAAAAAAUUACUUUUCAAUCCCUGUACCUGAUGAAAAUAAGCUCUUCAACUCCAGCAAUGUCAAUGUACCAGGGCGCUGGGCAUUCCGUGUUGAUGGUGGACCUGAGGAGGGAAUUUUCUAUCCAUAUGGAGAUGAGGAUACAAAAAACCCUGCAGAGUAUUCCGGAAGUUCUCCUCUGAUCCCCCUGGCACAGCCGUUUGUCUACUUUGGGCUUAUUUAUAAUCAACUAUAUGUGAAUAACAAGGGGUAUUUGACUUUUAAUGGGCCAUUUUACCAGUCGUAUCCCAAUUAUUUUCCUGCAUACUCGACUAGAGACAUCAUUGCACCAUUAUGGACAAACAUUGACAUUACAAAUAGAGGAACGGUCUCUUACCGACAAGUAACAGAUUCUCGUCUCUUGAAUCGGGCCUCAGAAGACAUAAAGCAGUAUUACCCCAACCUAAACUUCUCUGCUUCCUGGGUUUUUAUUGCUACGUGGGAUAAAGUACCAAACUAUAUAUACAGACAGACAUCAACCUUCCAAGUGGUUUUGAUGUCUGGCAAAAACAUGUCAUUUACUCUCAUGCAUUAUGGUAAUAUUGGCCCAACAUAUACUGGUAAUUCCGGCUAUGACACAAGUGAUUCAACGGACUUCUUUUCAGUUCCUGUCUCUGACGUUGCAAACCGUUCAUACACAAGCAAUGUCAGUGUCAUAGGUCGAUGGGUAUUUAGAGUUGACCAUGCAUCAGAAAGCAAUGGACUGUUCUAUCCAUUUAGGAAUGGGCAAAAAAUAAACAAUGGAAUAUCCAGCUCUCUUUGUGGACACCAUUUACUUACUUUGGGCUCACAUACAGUUCAGUUUAUGUUUACAAAAAUGGAUUUCUUACUUUCAACUGGCCACUGUCUUCAUCAGGUCCCCCAACUUUUCCUGCAAAUGUAGACAUUGUUGCUCCACUGUGGACAGAUAUUAAAAACAGUGAUAUUUACUUUCAACAAUUCAGGGGUGUUCGAGUACUACAACGAGUUACAAAUGAUAUACGUCAAUAUUUUCCUAAUACAAAUUUCACUGCUGACUCAGUUUUUGUUUGUACUUGGGAUAAUGUGACAUAUUUCAACACUUCAGCACAGAAUUCCUCUUUUCAAGUACUGCUGAUUUCUGGUUCUGGUUUGUCAUUUAUUGUAUUUAAUUAUGGCAGCAUUCCCCAAACUAAACAACUUGCACUGGCUGGAUAUGACACUGAUGAUUCAACCAGUUCUUAUAGAAUUCCUGUGUCU